CCGCCUCGCGGACCUGGGGUCCGCCUCCGCUGCGCGGAGGGCGUGGGCUCYCGGCUCCCGGAAGCGGCUGCCGCGGCGCCUAGCCCAGCGGGCGUCAGUCCUCCGAGCUGCAAUGCGCGGUGCCGGGAGGCUGUGACCUGAGCGCCGCGGCCCAGCCGGGGCCCCUGAAUGGCGGCUCGUUGAGACGGCGGAGGCGGCUCUGGCUCCUCCGGGCGUGGCGUGGCGGCGGCCGGGGUGAUGCUGCUCAAGCUCUUGCAGAGACAGACCUAUACCUGCCUGUCCCACAGGUAUGGGCUCUACGUCUGUUUCGUGGGCGUCGUUGUCACCAUCGUCUCCGCCUUCCAGUUCGGAGAGGUGGUUCUGGAAUGGAGCCGGGAUCAAUACCACGUCCUGUUUGAUUCCUAUAGAGACAAUAUUGCUGGGAAGUCCUUUCAGAAACGGCUCUGUCUGCCCAUGCCAAUCGAUGUGGUUUACACCUGGGUGAAUGGCACAGAUCUUGAACUACUGAAAGAACUGCAACAGGUCAGAGAACAGAUGGAGGAGGAACAGAAAGCAAUGAGAGAAAUCCUUGGGAAGAACACAACAGAACCAACAAAGAAGAGUGAGAAGCAGUUGGAGUGUCUGCUGACGCACUGCAUCAAGGUGCCAAUGCUCAUCCUGGACCCGCCCCUGCCGGCCAACAGCACCUUAAAGGACCUACCAUCUCUUUAUCCUUCUUUUCAUUCUGCCAGCGAUAUAUUCAACAUUGCAAAACCAAAAAACCCUUCUACUAAUGUCUCAGUGGUUGUUUUUGAAAGCACUAAGGAUGUUGAAGAUGCCCAUGCCGGAGUGUUUAAAGGAAAUAGCAGACAGACAGUUUGGAGAGGCUACUUGACAACAGAUAAAGAAGUCCCUGGGUUAGUGCUGAUGCAAGAUUUGGCUUUCCUGAGUGGAUUUCCACCAACAUUCAAGGAAACAAGUCAACUGAAAACAAAACUGCCAGAAAAUCUUUCUUCUAAAAUAAAACUGUUGCAGUUGUAUUCAGAGGCUAGUGUGGCCCUUCUAAAACUGAAUAAUCCCAAGGGUUUCCAAGAACUAAAUAAGCAAACUAAGAAGAAUAUGACCAUCGAUGGGAAAGAACUGACCAUAAGUCCUGCAUAUUUAUUAUGGGAUCUGAGUGCCRUCAGCCAGUCCAAGCAGGACGAGGAUGUUUCUGCCAGCCGAUUUGAAGAUAAUGAAGAGCUGAGGUACUCGUUGCGGUCCAUYGAGAGGCAUGCACCGUGGGUUCGGAAUAUUUUCAUUGUCACCAACGGGCAGAUUCCAUCCUGGUUGAACCUUGACAAUCCUCGAGUGAAAAUAGUGACACACCAGGAUGUUUUUCGAAAUUUGAGCCACUUGCCUACCUUUAGUUCACCUGCUAUUGAAAGUCACAUUCAUCGCAUCGAAGGACUGUCUCAGAAAUUUAUUUACCUAAAUGAUGAYGUCAUGUUUGGGAAGGAUGUCUGGCCAGAUGAUUUCUAUAGUCACUCCAAGGGUCAAAAGGUUUAUUUGACAUGGCCUGUGCCAAACUGUGCCGAGGGCUGCCCAGGUUCCUGGAUUAAAGAUGGCUAUUGUGACAAGGCUUGUAAUAAUUCAGCCUGUGACUGGGAUGGUGGUGAUUGUACUGGUAACAAUGGAGGGAGUCGCUAUGUUGCAGGAGGCGGAGGUACUGGGAGCAUUGGUGUUGGACAGCCCUGGCAGUUUGGUGGAGGACUAAACAGCGUCUCUUACUGUAAUCAAGGAUGUGCAAAUUCCUGGCUCGCUGAUAAGUUCUGUGACCAAGCCUGUAACGUCUUGUCUUGUGGCUUUGAUGCUGGUGACUGUGGGCAAGAUCAUUUUCAUGAAUUAUAUAAAGUAACUCUUCUUCCAAACCAGACUCACUAUAUUAUUCCAAAAGGUGAACACCUGCCUUAUUUCAGCUUUGCAGAAAUAGCCAAAAGAGGAGUAGAAGGUGCCUAUAGUGACAACCCCAUAAUUCGACAUGCUUCUAUUGCCAAUAAGUGGAAAACCAUCCACCUCAUAAUGCACAGUGGAAUGAAUGCAACUACAAUACAUUUUAACAUCACAUUUCAAAACACAAAUGAUGAAGAGUUCAAAAUCCAGCUAACAGUAGAUGUGGAUACAAGGGARGGACCCAAGGUGAAUGCUACAACCCAGAAGUCUUAUGAAAAUUUGGAUAGCCCCAUAACACCUCUUCCAGAGGCAGAAAUCCUUUUUGAGGAUAUUCCUGAAGAAAAACGCUUCCCAAAGGUCAAGAGACAUGAUGUUAACACAACAGGAAGAUUCCAAGAGGAGGUGAAAGUUCCCUUGGUAAAUAUUUCACUCCUCCCAAAAGAGGCCCARUUGAGUCUCAGCAACUUGGACUUGCAGCUGGAACAAGGAGACAUCACUUUGAAAGGAUACAAUUUGUCCAAAAUAGCCUUGCUGAGAUCAUUUCUGGUGAACUUACAGGAUGAUAAAGUAAAAAAUCAAGCUACUCUAACAGAUGAAAUAAAUGACAGUUUGGAGGUCCCAACAGAAAAACUGGCUCAUGAAAGCCUAGGAAGAUCACACAKGUCGACUUUUCCAUCAGGGACAGUAAAAAUGAACUACCAGGGUCAGAAUCCACCACUGCUCUUAGAGACCAAAGCAAGAUUUAAAUUGGAAACUMAGACCCAAAAUGGGAAUGUGUCUAAAGGAAAGCUUUCAUCUCUGAUUAUUCCACUGGAAAUCCAUGUGACAAAAGAAAAGGAAAUCACAGGGAAAGAAGAAGAACAAAACAGAAUGGAGGAAGAUGCUAAAGAUCACCUAGAUGUUAAUGAGGUUUUUCCUGGAAGAAAGCUGCAGCAUUUCAUAGGAACUCAUCUGGGCUUUUUGCCUUGGGAGAAAAAAAAGUAUUUCCAAGAUCUUCUUGAUGAAGAAGAGUCAUUGAAGACACAAUUGGCAUACUUUACUGAUAGCAAACAUACUGGGAGGCAACUAAAAGAUACAUUUGCAGAUUCACUCCGAUAUGUAAAUAAAAUUUUAAACAGCAAGUUUGGAUUCACAUCUCGGAAAGUCCCUGCACACAUGCCUCACAUGAUUGACCGAAUUGUUAUGCAAGAACUGCAGGAUAUGUUCCCUGAAGAAUUUGACAAGACGUCGUUUCACAAAGUGCGUCAUUCAGAGGACAUGCAAUUUGCCUUCUCUUAUUUUUAUUAUCUCAUGAGUGCAGUUCAGCCACUGAAUAUAUCACAAGUCUUUGAUGAAGUUGAUACAGACCAAUCUGGUGUCCUAUCUGACAGAGAAAUCCGAACACUGGCUACCAGAAUUCAUGAUCUUCCUUUAAGUUURCAGGAUUUGACAGGUCUUGAACAUAUGUUAAUAAAUUGCUCAAAAGCACUACCUGCUAAUGUCACUCAGCUAAACCACAUUCCCCCAACUCAGGAAGCAUACUAUGACCCCAAUCUGCCACCGGUCACUAAAAAUCUAGUAACCAAUUGUAAACCAGUAACUGACAAAAUCCACAAAGCAUAUAAGGACAAAAACAAAUAUAGGUUUGAAAUAAUGGGAGAAGAAGAGAUUGCUUUCAAAAUGAUUCGUACCAAUGUUUCUCAUGUGGUUGGCCAGUUGGAUGACAUAAGAAAAAACCCCAGGAAGUUUGUUUGCCUAAAUGACAACAUUGAUCACAAUCAUAAAGAUGCCCAGACAGUGAAGGCCGUUCUCAGGGACUUCUAUGAAUCCAUGUUUCCCAUACCUUCCCAAUUUGAGCUGCCAAGAGAAUACCGAAACCGUUUCCUUCAUAUGCAUGAGCUGCAGGAAUGGAGGGCAUAUCGAGAUAAGUUGAAGUUUUGGACCCAUUGUGUACUAGCUACUUUGAUUAUAUUUACUGUGUUCUCGUUUUUUGCUGAACAGUUAAUUGCUCUUAAGCGGAAGGUGUUUCCCAGGAGGAGGAUAAACAAAGAAGCCAGUCCCGAUCGAAUCAGGGUCUAGAAGAUCUUCAUUUGAAUAUCACCUACCUCAGAAUUUACUGAGCAUUUUGAAACUCAGCAUCACUGAAGUGUCUUUGUGAUGUGAUGUGCAGCCAGCGUGGCCCAAAGAAGGGAAAAUAUUCAGAACCAUACUGUGCUGUGGCAUGAAUAUAGCCCACUGCCCAGGAAUUAUUUAAUCAAUUCCAAAAACUUAGAUGUGGAACAGCUCUGAACUGAUUUUACUUCUAAAGCAUUUACUCAUGGACCUGUCAUCUUUUUAUGAAAACCCUCACGGAUACGCUGCUAAUUUCCAUCUGUAACCAUUGCAAGCUAAGGGAGAAGCCCAGGCCAGCUUGGGAGCAAUUGCUGAGAGACCCCCGUCUUUUCAUUCCAAAGCCUUUUUCUAUAGUUUUGCACUUUUGUUUUUCUUUUUUCCAUUUCUCAUUUUUCAGAUAAGUAGCUACUAAGCUAACWAGUUAUUCUUGCUUCUGAAAAAAGUGAAUCAAGAUGUCUAAACGUGAUUUUAUAGAUGCUAUUUAAAUAAUGUAGUUAAUAUCAUCUCUUAUUGGCAAUAUGCAAAUUAUUGAUUUUAUUAAUGUGUAAAGUGGUCUUAAACCACUAGUAACUACUGAAGAGCUCAGUGACUGACAUUGGAAAUACUUUGUACUUGUUUACUUUAGUCCCUAUGAAUACUGUGAUUUUGUGUGCAGGCCUAAUUACAAAGGGCUAGAGUUAAGUAGCAGUGCUACUUACCAGAUGUAAUUAUGUUUUGGAAAUGUACAUAUUCAAACAAAAGUGCCUCAUUUUAGAAAUGAGUAGUUCUGAUGGCACAGGCACAGUACCUUGGUGUCUAGUUUAAUACUCAUCAGUAUAUUCCAGUAGCUCUCUUUCUCUGAAUUGGUUUUGUAUAAAGCAAGGGUCAACAAACUUUUUCUGUAAAAGGCCAGAUAGUAAAUAAUUUCAGGACACAAAUGUCUCUAUCACAUAUUGUUCGUCAUUGUUUUUAUUUUUUUAAGCAGUCCUUUAAAACUGUAAACCCUGUGUUUAGCUUGCAGCUGUACAAGAACAGGCCAUAGGCCAACAUUGGCUAACCAUUGAGGAUUAGUAUUUUUUAUGUCUGGGGUAAACCCUGAAGUUUAGCCAUGUUUUGUUAUAUCAUUAUACAUUGGAUUUAGGGAAACCUAAUUCCAUGAGUCCUGUUUGAAAUUUGACAGGUAUUUUAGAUCAUGAUCUCAACAGUAUUCUUCCACAGUGGCACACAUUUUGUAAAAAGAACUUGAAAUGUAAAUACUGUGUUUGUGCUGUAAGAAUUAUGUAUUUCAACAACUGAAGUCUCCUAAAAAGUUA
Urocitellus parryii (Arctic ground squirrel) is the source of this 5294-nucleotide messenger RNA. It is a transcript of the gene Gnptab, whose product is annotated as N-acetylglucosamine-1-phosphate transferase subunits alpha and beta. Gene Ontology annotation, cellular component: Golgi apparatus. Lineage: Eukaryota; Metazoa; Chordata; Mammalia; Rodentia; Sciuridae. The record is from RefSeq and is a predicted model, not a curated record. Gene Ontology annotation, molecular function: UDP-N-acetylglucosamine-lysosomal-enzyme N-acetylglucosaminephosphotransferase activity; calcium ion binding. Gene Ontology annotation, biological process: N-glycan processing to lysosome; carbohydrate phosphorylation.